Molecule: messenger RNA, 1509 nt
Organism: Papaver somniferum (opium poppy)
Lineage: Eukaryota; Viridiplantae; Streptophyta; Magnoliopsida; Ranunculales; Papaveraceae
Product: phosphoglycerate mutase-like protein 1
Exons: 10
Coding region: 444-1322 (292 amino acids)
Cellular component (GO): cytoplasm
Molecular function (GO): phosphatase activity
Source: RefSeq, a predicted model, not a curated record
UCCAUAAAUGCUAACCACUAAAAUAUUGUCUACCAAGAAAGAUGCUCAUUCUCCCGGAUGGACAAUCUUCUAAUUUCAAAUAUUAAAUGCCUUUACUAGCUUCAAAUUGUUUAAUAAUAUGCCGAUGCCCGUCCGGCCACCACCACCACUAUGAUGAUGAGCAGUACUGUCUGCGGAAGCAUUCAUAGUAUUUGCAAUAACCGUAGACUAGAAAAUUAAAAGCACCGGAAUCAGCUGGGACUCUAUGAAAAGCUAGCUAGCGAGAUCUGUUCUUGAUAUUGCUUGUAUCUCUCUGUUUCAAGAGGCUAUUGUAAAAUUAUCAAUUCUUGGAUUUGAUAGUGGAUCAACAGGGAAAAUUGAGCAUAGCCUCUUUUUUCUUUUUUUUUCCUUUUUGGAGAUUGAAUCUCUUGGUUCUUGGAGCUUAAUUUUUUUUGCUGGAAGAUAUGGAUAGCUCGGCGACUACAACUCUCUUUCCGUUGCACCGUACUAAGAUUUUGCAUCUGGUGAGGCAUGCUCAAGGAGUUCACAAUGUAGAAGGAGAAAAGGAUUUCAGCGCUUACAAAUCUGAAGAAUUCUUUGAUGCUCAGCUUACUCCUCUAGGAUGGGAGCAGGUAGACAACUUGCAUGAGCAUAUUCAUGAAUGUGGACUCGAUAAGAAAGUUGAAUUAGUCGUCGUAUCUCCGUUACUAAGGACGUUGCAAACAGCUGUUGGAGCAUUUGGUGCCACAACACUAAUGGUGGCAAAUGCAGGGAAUAGCAAUCGUUCGGCAAUCUCAAGCUUAAAUAUCCCACCAUUCGUAGCAGUGGAGCUUUGCCGAGAACAAUUGGUACAGGCGGGCUUGGGCGGGUACGGGCAGGCUGAGUUUUUUCGGGGUGUUCACCCAUGUGAUAGGAGGAGAAGUAUAUCCGAAUAUCGAUGCAUCUUUCCUGCAAUUGAUUUCUCACUGAUAAAAGAUGAGGAGGAUGUUUUGUGGGAGGCUGAUGUCAGAGAGUCGAAAGAAGCUGUUGCCACCAGGGGAAUGGAAUUUAUCAAUUGGUUGUGGACACGUAAAGAGAAAGAGAUUGCAGUAGUCACCCAUAGAGCUUUCUUGCGUCAGACCCUUGCUGAACUUGGAGACGACUGCCACAUAACAGUGCAGAAAGAAAUCCGCAAACCCUUCGCCAAUUGCGAACUUCGUUCUGUGGUUAUCAUUGAUCGUGGCUUGAUAGGGUCUGAUACUUCAGUUACUAACUACCCUGGAAAGAUCCCUAUUGGGCUAGAUCUUCCUAGUGAUGCUGCACUCGACAAGCACCCGGCAGAGCAAGGAGCACCAAAUUCCUAAGCCUGGAUUGGUUAUCUUGAUUUGGAUUUGCAUGAUAAUGUACUGUUCUACUGAUGAAGCCGUUUUCGCUUCAUAAUAUCAUUCAUUUUGUUAUUCAACUGAAGUUAGAUUACAAGUUCUAACACACACACCACACACCAUUAUAGUACAAACAAUGAAAGGGAAAGUAAGAACACAAUUACAGUUA